AGAAUCAUUACAUCUAGGCUCAAUGUGCUCUAAGCACCCUAGCCUCCCUGCUUCUUUCCAGACCCCGGAGCAUGUUAUGCUUGAGGAUUUUUUUCUUUAAUAUUUUAUUUGUUAGACACACACACACACAGAGGCAGAGACACAGGCAGAGGGAGAAGCAGGCUCCCUGCAGGGAGCCUGAGGCGGGACUCGAUCCCAGGACCCCGGGGUCACGGCCUGAGCCAAAGGCAGAUGCUCAACCGCUGAGCCACCCGGGCUGCCCCUGCUCGAGGACUUUAAACUUGCUGUCCCCUUUGCCUGCAACAUCCUUCCCUGAGAUUCCUGCAAGGCUCGCUAUACUUGCAUUCAGCUCUCCGUUCAAGUGCCAACUCCAGGAGGUCUUUCCCGACUAUCUCACCUAGAACGGCCCACGCCUUACCUCGUUCCUCUACCACUCAGUAUUUCCUAUCAUUUCGGUUUACCGUUUGCCCCUCUCUAGAACGUGAAGUUCCUAUGGAGCAGGGAAUGUAUUUCCCUGGCGUCUUGAAUACAUGCAUGCUUGGCACCAGAGCAGGAAUCCUGCUGGAUAGAAUGCACCUGGACUGGACUUCUCCUGCUUAACUGCAUCCCUGGCUCCGGGAGCUCACCUCACUCAGAUAUGAUUGAUUACAACAUCCUUGUAUAAAUUAAUUCUUGUAAACUCCUUGGGAUUUGAAGAGAAAAUGCCUGGUGUCAUACCUAGUGAAAGUAAUGGGCUUUCAAGAGGUAGCCCGUCAAAGAAAAACAGACUUUCCUUGAAGUUUUUUCAGAAAAAGGAAACCAAGAGAGCCUUGGAUUUCACGGAUUCUCAAGAAAAUGAAGAAAAGGCUUCUGAAUAUAGAGGAUCUGAAAUUGAUCAAGUUGUCCCUGCAGCACAGUCCUCACCUGUACACUGUGAGAAGAGAGAAAACUUACUACCCUUUGUGGGACUGAAUAAUCUCGGCAACACUUGUUACCUUAAUAGUAUACUUCAGGUAUUAUACUUUUGUCCUGGUUUUAAAUCUGGAGUGAAGCACUUAUUCAACAUUAUUUCAAGGAAGAAAGAAGCCCUAAAAGAUGAAGCCAAUCAAAAAGAUAAGGGAAAUUGCAAAGAAGAUUCUUUGGCAAGUUAUGAACUGAUAUGCAGUUUACAGUCCUUGAUCAUUUCAGUUGAACAGCUUCAGGCUAGCUUUCUCUUAAAUCCAGAAAAAUACACUGAUGAACUUGCUACUCAGCCAAGGCGACUGCUUAACACACUCAGGGAACUCAACCCUAUGUAUGAAGGAUAUCUACAGCAUGAUGCACAGGAAGUAUUACAGUGUAUUUUGGGAAACAUUCAAGAAACAUGCCAACUCCUAAAAAAAGAAGAAGUAAAAAAUGUGGUAGAAUUAUCUACUAAGAUAGAAGAAAAACCUCAUCAGAAAGAGGAAACGAGUGGUAUUAACAGCAUAGAGAUGGACAAUCUUAGGCCUUCUGAAGAUUAUAAAGAAAAACUCCCAAAAGGAAAUGGGAAAAGAAAAAGUGACACUGAAUUUGGUAACAUGAAGAAAAAAGUUAAAGUAUCCAAGGAACACCAGUCAUUGGAAGAGAACCAGAGACAAACCAGAUCAAAAAGGAAAGCUACAGGUGAUACGUUAGAGAUUCCUUCUAAAAUAAUCCCCAAGUGUGUUUCUGAAAAUGAAAGUGCAAGACCCUCACAAAAGAAAUCAAGAGUUAAAAUAAAUUGGUUAAAGCCUGCAACUAAGCAACCCAGCAUUCUUUCUAAACUCUGUAGUCUGGGGAAAAUAACAACAAACCAGGGAUCCAAAGAACAGUUGAAAGAAAAUGAAUAUGAUCUUGAAGAGGACUUGGGGAAGUGUGAAAAUGAUAACACAACUAAUGGUUGUGAACUUGAAUCUCCAGGGGAUAAUGUUAAGCCCGUUAAUGUUAAUGAAGUUAAGCCCAUAAACAAAGGUGCAGAGCAAAUUGGUUUUGAGCUAGUAGAGAAAUUAUUUCAAGGUCAGCUGGUAUUAAGGACUCGUUGCUUAGAAUGUGAAAGUUUAACAGAAAGAAGAGAAGAUUUUCAGGACAUCAGUGUGCCAGUACAAGAAGAUGAGCUUUCCAAAGUAGAGGAGAGUUCUGAAAUUUCUCCAGAGCCAAAAACAGAAAUGAAGACCCUGAGAUGGGCAAUUUCACAGUUUGCUUCAGUGGAGAGGAUUGUAGGAGAAGAUAAAUAUUUCUGUGAAAAUUGCCAUCAUUAUACUGAAGCCGAACGAAGUCUUUUGUUUGACAAAAUGCCUGAAGUUAUAACUAUUCAUUUGAAGUGCUUUGCUGCUAGUGGCUUGGAGUUUGAUUGUUAUGGUGGUGGACUUUCCAAGAUCAACACUCCUUUACUGACACCUCUUAAAUUGUCACUAGAAGAAUGGAGCACAAAGCCAACCAACGACAGCUAUGGAUUAUUUGCGGUUGUGAUGCACAGUGGCAUUACCAUCAGUAGUGGGCAUUACACUGCUUCUGUUAAAGUCACCGACCUUAACAGUUUAGAACUAGAUAAGGGAAAUUUUGUCAUCGACCAAAUGUGUGAAAUAGGUAAGCCAGAACCAUUGAAUGAGGAGGAAGCAAGGGGUGUGGUUGAAAAUUAUGAUGAUGAUGAAGUGUCAAUUAGAGUUAGUGGAAAUACACAGCCAAGUAAAGUUUUGAACAAAAAAAAUGUAGAAGCUAUUGGACUUCUUGGAGGACAAAAGAGCAAAGCAGAUUAUGAGCUAUACAACAAAGCAUCUAAUCCUGAUAAAGUUGCCAGUACAGCAUUUGCUGAAAAUAGAAAUUCUGAGACUAACAAUAUUAAUGGGACCCAUGAAUUUGAUACAAACAAAGAAUCCAGUGACCAAACAGGCAUUAACUUUAGUGGAUUUGAGAACAAAAUUUCAUGUGUAGUGCAAAGCUUAAAGGAGUAUGAGGGGAAAUGGUUACUUUUUGAUGAUUCUGAAGUGAAAGUUACUGAAGAGAAGGACUUUUUGAAUUCUCUUUCCCCUUCUACAUCUCCUACAUCUACUCCUUAUUUGCUAUUUUAUAAGAAAUUAUAGAGUAUUUUCCUUAUGUGUAUAUUAACAGACCUGGACAAAAGCUGGUAAAGUUGAUUACAUCAAAGAGUCUAGCUUAUCUUUUGAAGCUAUUGGAUAUUAUUGGUCUCUCUAGGUUUUUAUAUAAAUAGUGAAAUUUGAAUUACUGAAAACCAUGUUAAUUUUUAGAAUUUCCAGUAGUAGAGACUAGUGAUGCAUUAGCUUCUGGGAACAAACUUGUAUAGGUUCUUAAUUAUCCAAAUGGAAGCAUUUAAACACUUUUGAAUUUACACCUAUCUUUUGUGUUUGCUUUUUAAAAUAAAGUGCUUGUAUUUGUAUCUCCAGAUUUUGGAGUAAUUAUCUAUUUGAUGUUUAUAGGUCCUGUGGUUUUUCAGCUAAGAAGCAGAAUCUCAUUUCAGUACAUUUAGUUUUAUAAGUCAUGAAGCCAGAUCUUUAAUGGGCUGUAUUUAGAGGCACAAAGUCCUGGGAUAUGUGUGUAUUCACAGUAGUGUACAUUUUGUGCCUUGAGUCACUUUGAAAAGUGUCUCAGAAAACCUGGACGGCCAGUUCCCUUCUAUCUUCACAAGAAUUUUAUAUGUAUUUAUGAAAAUGAUUCUGUAUUCUAGUAAAUCUUUUUGGGCAUGGACUAAUUUGUAUCUCUUCAUAGUCAUAUUCUGCACGAUCUGUAUAUAGUAUAUCAAAUUUAGAAGUGUGACCUUAAAUUUAACUUUUUUUUUUUUAAAAAACCGGGAGGUCAAUAAAAUUUAAACUGCUUACAACUA
Nyctereutes procyonoides (raccoon dog) is the source of this 3817-nucleotide messenger RNA. RefSeq names its product ubiquitin specific peptidase 1 (gene USP1). Gene Ontology annotation, molecular function: cysteine-type deubiquitinase activity; cysteine-type endopeptidase activity. The coding region runs from base 702 to 3059 and encodes 785 amino acids. Gene Ontology annotation, cellular component: cytosol; nucleus. Gene Ontology annotation, biological process: protein deubiquitination; regulation of DNA repair. The transcript has 9 exons. NCBI's taxonomy places the organism in Eukaryota, Metazoa, Chordata, Mammalia, Carnivora, Canidae. The record is from RefSeq and is a predicted model, not a curated record.